AGUCUGCGCGAGUGGGAGUUGAAGCGAGUCGCUCGGCUCGCUGCAUUCAACCGUUCGGUGCGGCACUCCCCGGUGUAGCGCUCCGCUCGCACGCCACACGGUCCGGAGCCACGGCCGCGCUGCUUCUGGUUUUCUACUCAUCGGAAGACAAAAAACCACACACACACACGUACACACACACUCACACACACACACACGCACACACGCGGGACGUCAGCGCCAUUCGGAAUACGCGGAAUUGGACCCCGUUCGGAGGCGACCGCCGGGAGCGGAGAGCGGCCAUGGAGCGCGGCGUGUGAGAGAGAGAGAGAGAGAGAGAGAGAGAGAGAGAGCGAGAGAGAGAGAGAGAGCGGGAGAGAGAGAGAGAGCGAGAGAGAGAGAGAGAGAGAGAGCGCGGAGGCUGUUGGAACGGCGUGCUCCGACCAGACCAACAUGGCGCUGCCGCUGCUGCUGCGAGGACCGGGAGAGCCGAAUUAAUCCCCGCCACCCCGGACCCUUCCCUCAUCACACCCGGGACCCUCCAACCAGCAAGGAUCCUUUUUUUGUCUUUUUGAAUCUUUCGGAAUUUGUCACUUCUACGAUCUGGUCUUUCUUCUUCCGCUGGUUUCCCUCUCCGCGCAGGAUUGUCGCGUUGCCCUGUAUGGUUUUAUGGAAAUCCAAAGUGACAUUUGCGAGAAAACAACAAAAAAAAAGAGAGAAAAAGUCCGCUGAAGAGAUAAUGGGGAGAGUUGCCUGUACGCAGCAGAUAUAGAGAAGAAGAAGAAGAAGAAGAAAAAAAGGAGUUGUUUUAUUGAACACAUGCUUUAGUUCGGUGACAAGUGGAUAACCUGUUAGAGGUGUCGGCUUUAGGACAGACUGGCCGGAACCAGGCUGCGAGUCAACGUAACGCACGGAUCAGCGCUCUCGCACUUAACUUGGCAAAACAGGAACAAGGCGUCGAGCUGGGUGCAGAGACGACGGCUGGAAAUACUGCACACUACCCAGGACAACAUCUGUUCGUGAUGUCUCUGCUGAGAAACCAAGCAACCUGGAACUAAGACAAGAGAACCACAUCACGCAAAAUAUGGUGGAUGCAAGGUUAACGCCGCUGGCAGCUAUGGGGCUUGACCGAGGGACUCUAAUGCGCGACGGUCUUCGCCUUCACAGUGGGGUGGUGUACCCAGGGAUACGAGCGCUGCCAACAGAGAAGAGUCGUGAAGGAGCGGCUCUCCCCCUCGGGUAUGGAAGGGACGGUCUCCCCGAGCUCAUUUACAAGCCUGAUGGCUCUAUGGACAGUCGCAAGCCCACCAAUGGAUACCUGGGCCUCUACAAGGGCACCCCGCCACCCCUCCACAAACCCAUGCUGGUGCCUGGGGCUGAAGGCCUCGGCCUUGAGCGCAGAGGAGUGGGCCCGGGUGAGAAGCCGUCUGAAAUGAGCUUGGCAGGCCCUGGUAGCAGCUACCUCCGUCUGCCUUGGCUCAGCCCCUACCAUGAAGCAAGCAUGUAUCCCUUUAUGGAAUCCUCCAAGUACGCAGCUUUGAACAUGUACAAAGCCUCCCUGCUCAGCCAACCAAGCCCCUAUCUGCCCCAGCACCUGGCCUACCAGUCUCUGUGUGCUGCCCAGGGCAGCACUGUGAACCCUGCUACCGCAGCCUCUACAGCUGAAAGGCUCUACUAUAUGUCUCCCUACCCUCCCUCCCCCAUCUCUUCCCCCCUGGUGGCUCCUCCUAUGAGGAUCCCCACUGUUACAGUGGCCCCCACUUCUCUGGUGCACUGCCAGGACAAGGGGCUAAAUGUCGGCUCUCCCUAUGGACAGCAGCUCCACCAACCAUCCUCUCUCCCUCAGCACCAGCAGACCAUCGCUGACAGGGACAGAUCUCCCAGUAGGUGCAGCAAACCAAGCAGGCCCACCUCCAGUAAGGGUGCCAGCAGCAGCAACAACAGUAGUAAUAGUAUUUCUAGUGGUGGUAGUAAUGGUGCUGGCAGUAACAGUGGUGCAAAUGGCAGCAGCCUUCCCAUUGAUUCUUCUCCUCAUGCCUCUUCUCGCCUCCCCCAGCCUCCACCUCCUGCUCUCAUUGACAGUUCCCUGGACUUACAAAGACCAGUUCCUAGAAUAGUGCAGCCACCCACCUCCUCCACCUCUUGUCUAUCUGCCUCCAACUCCCAGUCCAUGUCUCACUCAUUCUCUGUGAGCAGUAUGGCACCAGAGCAACCCUCUCCAGCACGGCCAAGUCCCCACAAACCCAGACCCAGAGAUCCGGCUCCUGAGAGCAGAGGUGAGAAAAGACCAAGCAGGUCCCCCUCCAAACCCAACUUUGAAAGGUCAGCCACCAAAGACCCAACAGAGAAGCCCCUGGACUUGUCUGGGAGGAUGCUUGAGUUUGGCCUUCCACCAAAUGGAUUCUCUGUCAAGAUGGAUGCUUUGGCUCCAGGGAUACGCUAUGGACUUCCCCCCAGCCGAGAGCUCUUAAAGGAGACCCUGUCGAUGUCUCCUCCUUCCCUCCCUCCCUCUGUGGUCAGCAGCACUUCCUCCAAGGCCUCUGACAGGCCAGAGAUAAUCAGCACUUUACACUCAUCCUGGGUGGUGCCCACUCCCUCUCCUUCCCACACACAGCACACCCCCGGCCUGCCCUCCUCGCCACGACCCAACCCAGAUAUCUGCCCUCCCCAAGCCAAAGUCUCCUCUCCCUCUGUCAUCAAACACAAAGGCUUGGAGAGAGUCCUCCCCCAGCAACGCAGUUCGUCUUGUCCCAGGAUAGGAGAGCCAAACCAUAAUGUAUCCUCCUCUCUGGUCACCUCCAGACCCCACUCCCCCAAACCCAAUGGUGAUUGGGCCAAACACAGCCCCAACCACUCAGAACAUCCUCCAGUUCUGGGUCAUCACAGAGAAGCCACAGAAAAGUCCUCCCAAACCUCUAAGAGAGGAGAAAUGGCUCCGGAGGUGACCUCAUACAAAAGGCCCUGUCUGGAGAAUGGUCAUCCGCCAGAUCACCUUUACCUUCCUCAGAACAGUGCAUACCUGAACCACAGUUUGGCCUUUGCCAACAGAUAUCUGCACUACUCAAUUCCUGAUGGCAUGGCCCUCCACUCACUUCCUUUGGCGGGGAAAGGCCCUGUCUACCCUCACCCUGUCUUGUUGGGCAGCAACAGUCUUUACCCAGCUCACCUUGCAACCAAACACCCCAUACCCUACCACAACCUCCCAGCCGGCCCUGGAGGGGAGUACCUCACCUAUAACUCCCAGGAAAUGACCCAUCCACUGAUGCAGCCACACACAGACACCAAGGCCCAGGAAAGGGGCGAUGUAAGUGUCAAGCCCAGGGGACCAGAGAAGCCCAGGGGCCCUGUCAGUGAACAUGGAGGUCACAGAGACCGCCACGGUGGGAUGGAAGUAGGGGAACGCAGCCAAAUGAAACCUGAGAGGGAAGCGGGGGAGCUGGCUGGUAAUCAGGCAAAACCUCCCUCUUCGUCUGCAUCCUCCAGAGAGAAGAUUGUUUGCAUCGACCUUGUUCACUCAGACACAGACAUGGAGUCUACCCCUCCUGUACCCGGUGUUAAGAUAAACCAAAAUGAAUGUUACCACAGCAACCAAAAUCAGACAAAGGGUGAAUAUGAGCCAAAAAACCAACACCAUCCCUCCCAUCAUCCCAGUCACACCAGUCAAAGCUCUAUUGUAAAGCCCAACCACAGUGACAGGCAACUAGAGACUCUUUUUACAAAACCAAGGCUGUCCCUGGAUACUGGCUGUCCUGCUGUGACGUCCAGCCCACCUCCCAGAUCCCCAGGGCAGGCCCACUGGGUCGAGAAGAGUCCUGAGGAGCAGAGCCCUGCCUCAGACCCUGGAGACCAGGACCAGAGCACCUUACGCUGUGCCCGCACCUCCGGGGAGCGCAGCUCUGGAAAGGAGCCAGGAGACGGGGACCGGCGAGCCCCUCUUCAUCCUAUCCAGAGCUACACGGAUGUAGACAAACACGGGGAGCGUGAAAAUGAGACAGAGAUGGAAGACAGUCUUGUUGACCUAGAGGAAUCUCAUGGCGAAGAAGAGGAGGAGGAGGGCAAUCAGACCUCAUCCAAAAGCUCCCGGAGAUCCAGCCUGGCAAAGAGGAUAGCUAACUCCUCAGGCUAUGUUGGCGACCGCUUCAAGUGUGUCACCACUGAGCUGUACGCUGACUCCAGCAAGCUGAGCCGUGAACAGAGAGCCCUGCAGAUGGAAGUCAUAUCACAAGAGGAGAGUAAUAUAAGUCAACCUGCUGCUAACUGGGAGCGGGCGAUGAUGCGGUUCUCGGAGCUGGAGCUGAAGGAGAAGGAGGGCAGUGUGUGUGUGUCUGCCCCGGCAGCGCCGGCAGGACGCGCCCUGGCUGACAGCCAGCGCAGAGAGCGAGCACUGGAGCACUGCCAACACACCACCAGGCAGGGGGAGAGGGAGGGUAUUCGUCCAGUUUAUGGUAAUAACAGAGUUCCAGUUCUGCAGAGGUGCGGGGGCCACAGGGAGCUGCUGCCGGGAAGGCCAGAGGGGAGGCUGAGGGAGGACAUUGUUGCACCUCCCAUCUUGGCACCGGCAAACGGGCACUUUCCAGAGAAGGUGGGCACUGGCCUGGGAGCCAUCAGGAAAUGCCCCCCGGGCCUCCGAGCAGAAGAGGAGGAGAAGGAGGAGGAGGAGGCAGCAAGGGAGGAAGAGGAGCGGAUAUCCCACCCGGAGAAAAGAGCCAAGCUUUCUGCUGGUGAGAAAGAGGGUUCAUCUAAAUCCCGGUCUGAUUUGUUCCGAAGUGAGGUGGUGUUGUUGUACUGUCUGGAGAACAGAGUUUGCGAGGUGAAUCACAGGGACUACGCGGGCUACUGUGCGCUCCACGAGGCGUGUGCCCGCGGCUGGCUCAGCAUCGUCCAGCACCUGCUGGAUCACGGAGCCGACAUCAACUGCAGUGCGCAGGACGGAACCAGACCCAUCCAUGACGCGGUGGAGAAUGACCACCUAGACGUGGUGCGAGUGCUGCUGUCCUACGGUGCCGACCCCACCCUGGCCACCUACUCGGGCCGCGGCCUGCUGAAGAUGACCCACAGCGACAACAUGGAGCGCUUCCUCAUCGAUUAUUUUGCUGACCUUCAGGGCCGCUCGGAUGACGACCCAGGACUUUAUUGGGAAUUCUAUGGCAGCGCUGUGUGUGAAACUGCCGAGGAGGGCGGUGUGUUCGACAUCCUAGCGGACCCUCCGGGUCCGGAGGAGGACGAAGAGGAGGACAAGAGGGAGGUGUUUGAGUUCGAGUUCUCCGACCGGCCCCUGCUGCCCUGCUACAACAUCCAGGUGUCCCUCUCCCAGGGGCCCAGGAACUGGCUGCUGCUGUCCGACGUGCUUCGCCGUCUGCGGAUGUCGGCUCGAGGCUUCCGGCAAGCCUUCCCCCACAUGGAGGUGGUGACGGUGGCGGAGGCUGAGUUCUACCGGCAGGCCUCCCUGUCGCAGCUGUUCUCCUGCCCCGAUGAGCUGGAGGCCUUCCAGCCGGACAGCAAGGAACUGCUGGACCUGGUGGAGGGCAGCGCCGAGCUGGCGGCCCUGCUGGGCUCCACCCUGGAGUGUCUGGAUGACCACUGGGGACAGCCCGGCGACAAGUUAAAGGACAAGAUUAAGGAUCAAAUCAAGGCUGUCGGCAAAGAUUGGCUCGUUGUGACCCCCCGGGACCCUUUAAACUCCUGUUUUUGAGUCUCCCAGAGAGAGGCUUGCUUUCAGAGGAACCGGGGUUAAUCGAUGACCCGCCUUAGCCCGAAUACCUCUGUCCCCAAGCUGCGGUCCGUCUCUGGACCGGAACUGGUGCGCUGUACAGAUGGACCGACUAGCUGGCCGGACCGGGGCCGCUGACAUGUUUCCCUCCAUUCAACUGAGGGUCGACGAACAGGUGACUCGUGAAACCUAUUGGUCUUAUUUUUAUAAAUGGAUUAAUAUAUGUAUAAAUAUAAAUAUAUCAAGAGAUUUUUUUUUUCUUCUUCUUCUUUUGGAUGUUGCUCAAAACUCCUCAGCGUUUUUGUACAGCAUUUGAGAGAUGCGUGUAACUGUGUUGUUAAUGACUGGGUGGAGUGUGUGAGUGCACAGCACGUUGUAUUUGUGCGUCGCUGUACAGCAGAGAACUGAGGCUGUGCUUUUGAAUGUGGCAUUUGUGUUUAUAGGAAGCACAUGAUGUCCUGGGUUUUUUUUUUUUCCUACUCAGACUUUAGCGCUCGCUUGAGCCUCAGGGGCUUUUUUUUUUUUUUUUUAACCUGUGUUCAGAUUUUGCUUCUAAGUUAGUCCCUAAUUUAACAUGCAAAACUACAAAAUUCUUUGUAUAAUAAAGUUUUAAGAUAAUGUUGAUAUUCACCCUUCGGCACAGAGCUUGUACAUAACAGGGAGCCUAUUGCAGUAAAGUAAUUUUUGGUGUGUUCAUUUUUUUUGUUUUUUUGUUUUGUUUUUUUUGUUUUAACUUUGUAAUUAAAAUAUCUCAUCAUUUGUAUUUAUAUUUUACAAAAAAAAAGUUGCUUUAAAAUAAAUAUACAAAC
Molecule: messenger RNA, 6498 nt
Organism: Lampris incognitus (smalleye Pacific opah)
Lineage: Eukaryota; Metazoa; Chordata; Actinopteri; Lampriformes; Lampridae
Gene: bcor
Product: BCL6 corepressor
Biological process (GO): negative regulation of transcription by RNA polymerase II
Cellular component (GO): nucleus
Molecular function (GO): transcription corepressor activity; protein binding
Source: RefSeq, a predicted model, not a curated record